AUGGCAAAGUCUGCUACUCGAUCUAGAGCGACCUCAGUGGCCCCUUUGACUUCUUUGCGCGAUUCUCAACAGGUGCAUAAUGCCGCCGCAGUGCAGGUCCCUAAAAUCGCCCACAUCAAACGUGCCAGUAGCGCAUCUCCGCAGGACAUAUUGCCGCGUCCUCUGCCUCGACGAUCUCCACGCUUAUCCAACAUCGAAGCUACCCGAGUCUUGGCGGAAAUGGUGUCAGAACUCUCUGUGGACGCGAAACGGUCCUGUAAUAUCGAGCUCGUGAUCUCCACACCGCGCGAUGCUGGGCUGGUGGUGUCAGACAAGCGGCUCACUGCCGCAGGCGAGGAAUAUCGGGUUGAACUUUGGCUUCCCAAAGCGCGCUUGACGGAUUUCUCGGACGAGAUCGCGAGCUUUGAGGCAUCUCGGUCUUGA
This is a messenger RNA of Talaromyces marneffei, 423 nucleotides long. RefSeq lists its product as uncharacterized. NCBI's taxonomy places the organism in Eukaryota, Fungi, Ascomycota, Eurotiomycetes, Eurotiales, Trichocomaceae. The transcript has a single exon. The coding region runs from base 1 to 423 and encodes 140 amino acids. The record is from RefSeq and is a predicted model, not a curated record.